Molecule: messenger RNA, 1128 nt
Organism: Plasmodium cynomolgi strain B
Lineage: Eukaryota; Apicomplexa; Aconoidasida; Haemosporida; Plasmodiidae
Product: Pv-fam-b protein
Exons: 2
Coding region: 1-1128 (375 amino acids)
Source: RefSeq, a predicted model, not a curated record
AUGGAGUUACUCAUGUGCAUUAAAACUUUUACGCUUAUCCUUUCAGUAUGGAUAUGUCAGUUUUUCCACAGCACGGGAUUGACUAGCAGAACUAUUGGCAAGGAACGAAACGUUGUGGACACCCGAAUCGAUGCGUUAACCUAUCGGUUGCUGUCCCAAAGUGAAAGUGGGGAUGAUAAUAUUUUAGUACGUGAUGAAGGAGAGGGAAUAAAAAGUAAGCUGAGAAAUGUGAAAAAUCUAACCUACCUUAACGAGCUGGAGGAAAUGUUGAACCUUAAAAAGCUGCAAGAAUUCAUGAACCUCAAGGAUUUGGAGAAAAAAUUUGACGUAAAAAAGUUGCAAGACUUGAUGAAUCUAACUGAGCUGAAAGAACUGAAAGAGAAAAUAAACUUGGAGGAAAUUAAAGAAAAAAUGAAUUUAAGCAAAUUAGAAGAAAUAGUAAAAUUGAAUGAAUUAAGAGAAAAAAUAAACUUGGAUCACAUUAAAGAAAAUAUAAAGUCCGAGAAACUUGAAGAAAUAUUUAAGCUACAAGAACUGAAAGAGAAAGUAAACUUGGAGGAAUUAAAAAAAACCAUGAAAUUAGACAAACUAGAAGAUAUGAAAGAAAAAAUUAAAUCAAUGAGCUUGGAAGAAUUUAUUAGAAUGAAAGAGCUAGAAGAGAAGCUAAAUUUGAAUGAACGUGAUGGGAAAAUUAAAUCAAAAUAUAAGACAGUCAAAAAAGUUGUGUUAAGUUUUCUGAAGAAGAAUAAAUUUAUUUAUAAAAAGUUACAAUGGAUGCAUAAGCUUGUGCAAAGAAUAGACGCCUAUCUUGAGAAUAAAAUAUUCAAAGAGCUCCGCUACAUAGAUAAGUGGGAGAACAACCCCAACAUUGACUCGGGCAUCUACACCAGAAUAAAGCUUACCAGCUACGGUAAGUUGUUGGCAUUGCCGUUUCUGGUGUUAUUAAUUGGGUUAAUAUGUUUUUCGGGUAAAAGCGCAUACGUAUGGGCAAUGCUAUUAUGUGGCCUGGCUGGUGCAAUGUUUGUUUAUCUCUUCAUUAAAACGGUAAAGUAUGAACUCGCCAGCGUGGGUAUAUCUGAACCCACUAUGAAAGAAUAUUACCAUGCAAGCCAAUAUUACCUAUUGUGA